This is a messenger RNA of Cololabis saira (Pacific saury), 2374 nucleotides long. It is a transcript of the gene sar1b, whose product is annotated as secretion associated, Ras related GTPase 1B. Lineage: Eukaryota; Metazoa; Chordata; Actinopteri; Beloniformes; Belonidae. Gene Ontology annotation, cellular component: endoplasmic reticulum exit site; COPII vesicle coat. The transcript is spliced from 7 exons. Gene Ontology annotation, biological process: vesicle organization; membrane organization; intracellular protein transport. The record is from RefSeq and is a predicted model, not a curated record. Gene Ontology annotation, molecular function: GTP binding; GTPase activity. Bases 159 to 755 code for a protein of 198 amino acids.
GCAGCGUCGUGGCUCAGUAACAAAACACGAAACACCCGAGGAGCAGCUGUAGCUCAGGCUCUGCACCCUGACCCACAGACCCACUUACAUGUUUGUGAGAGCCCAAACACUCAGCAAAACAGUCUACGUCUAAACCACGGGAUUCAACAGCUCCGGAUAUGUCAUUCCUAUUUGAUUGGAUUUAUAGCGGUUUCAAUAGCGUACUACAGUUUUUAGGACUGUACAAGAAAUCAGGCAAGUUAGUAUUUCUUGGCCUGGACAAUGCUGGCAAAACAACGCUACUGCACAUGCUCAAAGAUGACAGAUUGGGACAGCAUGUGCCAACUUUACACCCAACCUCAGAAGAGCUGACAAUUGCUGGCAUGACUUUCACCACCUUUGACCUUGGAGGCCACGCACAAGCCCGUAGAGUGUGGAAAAACUACCUCCCUGCAAUUAAUGGUAUCGUCUUCCUCGUGGACUGUGCAGACAUCACUAGAUUGGACGAAUCAAAAGCAGAACUUGAUGCACUAAUGACAGAUGAGACCAUUGGAAAUGUGCCUAUCCUAAUCCUGGGCAACAAGAUAGACAGACCAGAAGCCAUCAGUGAGGAGAAGCUGCGGGAAAUGUUUGGAUUGUAUGGACAGACGACAGGCAAGGGCAACGUCCCCAUGAAGGAGCUGAACACAAGACCACUGGAGGUGUUCAUGUGCAGUGUGUUGAAGAGGCAGGGCUACGGCGAGGGUUUCCGCUGGCUCUCCCAGUACAUCGACUGAAACGGCCAAGCCCAGAAACACACCGACUUCACCACCAUGAGAGGGCGCAAAAUCCAACCACUCAAGUUGACCAUCAUUACCACCAGUACCAUCAUACUCGGCUCCAUGUUCGGUUAAUCAAGUCUGCCUCCACCUUCAAAGAAACCAGUACCACUCGAUCCCAAUAGACUUUUAUUGGUCGAAUAUUUGGUUCCACCCUUACAGAACUCAAACCUGUACACUCACAUACGCAUACAUUGUCGUCUCUCUUUCUUUUUUUAAGAGAGUAACAUAGCAUUGGCUCCAUAGCAAACAUGUUCACAUCCAAACAAAUAAAUCUUUUCUAUAAUGUCUGUCGUUUAAUGCCCUCUGUCCCUCCCUUCCUGCCAUCUGUUGAGUGAUGAUAGAUGCAUUAUAAUUGUAAAUUGUAUAUGAUUCCAUUGGUAAAUCAGCAGUCCUCAAGGCCUUUUCUCCCCUCUUCAACUCAUCUUAAGCAAAUGAGAGACAGCAUUGUAUACAUUGCAGUACACUUUUUUAACAGUAAAGAAAUGCAUUCAACAUAUUUACUCAGCAUUUAGUUUUUCUUUUUUUUUUUUUUUUUCCUUUUCACACGGUUUCUAUAAAUCAAAGAUGUGGCCAAGUGUAUAGCCUUCACGAUGAAUGUGUGGCUGUUUGCCCAUUAAAGAGUGGAUCAAUACAUUUAACUCAUUGUAUCGUAAAAAUUAGACUAAUUUCUGCAAUUGAAGUUAAAAAAUGUUCCGGGCUUUGGUCUCAUAGGCAGAGUAGCUCUGAAUGUCAGUGGACUCCCUUUUUUAAAAAAAACAACAACAAAAAACCAGAAGCAUGGGGUGUUAGUACUAAUUGGAGGAUAAUUAUUUAAUUUUUUUUUUUUUUUUAAAUAGGAAAUAAUACUGGCUGUAACUCUUGCAAUGUUUGACAUUGUAUAGAUGGCACAAUGGUCAGUUUUCUGCAAAGAAAAGUAGAUGAAACUUUGCACAGCCUGAUCAUAAAGAGAUGCCGAAAGAGUUGAGGAGACGUAUAAACAAGAUUGUAACAUCUAGUAGUCGUCAAUCUUAGAAGUCCAUACUACAGGCGUGUUUUCCAGCUCAGACCUUUUUACAGGGUGAAUUUAGUGACCAAGUGAAAACAGGACACAGUCCCACAGUGGGAACAGGCAGAUAGGCUCAAGACACCUCUGAGAAGGGGACCAUAUAUAUAGAUUAGAUAUAUAAAAUGUACAUGAACACCGUACAUCCAUUUUUAAUUUUAGUGGUGUCCUUUGAUCUGUGUGCAUUACCAGAAACUAUUAUGCAUGCCUUGUUCUUUUGAUUUUUGACUUUUAUUUUGUUUUUUUUUUGUUUUUUUGAUGGCUGUUACUCGACAGGAGGGAACACGAUGCCAAAAUUUUCAAAAGAGAUGAUUGUCAUGUUUUUUUUGCGGGGUUUUCUUUUUAACAAAAAAACAUUGGAAAUGCGCAUAAUACACUUUUUAUGUUCCUUUGUGUCUCUUUCAUUCCCUUAUGAAUAAGUGAUGAGCUGUUCCAACAAGGAUGGGACUUGCUGUUGUUUGCAUCAUAAACAAAUGUAAUAAAUGUUUGCAUUAAAUAAUGGGCUUUAACAUUGAUCCCAAAUGUAAGCUGA